AUGUGGCAUGUGCCUGGCGAGUUGCACGAGGCUUCACUGCACCGCAUGAGCCGUUUGAAGCACUGGCUCUUGUUGCUGCCGCCCCGUCCACUGCUGCAGCUGAAGGUGUUCUACACAGUCAGCUUAUUGAUUUACCUGGCCUUCAUACUGCACUGGCGAUUUAGCUUCAACUACGGCGUUGUCUACAAUCGCAAUGAUCAUUUUUCACGUGCGAUCGACUUACUGAAUUUUGUUACUCUGACAAUCGCUCACCUGGCAGUCGCCAUGGAGCUGAUCUGGACCGAUCGCACUGAUCAGAUUGAGCAGCAGCUGGAACGAAUGCGCUACUUACUACGCGUACAGUUUGGCCACAAGGUGAACAUAGUGCGAGUGUGCCGCUACUGCAAGGCCAUCUGCUGGCUUUGGCUGACAUGCUGCCUAGUCCAAUUGCUGAUGACCAUAUACAACAAUCUCACCACGAACAUGUCGAGAUUGCUCGUCUACGCCUUUUACUCUGAAGUUGUGCUGAUGUUGCGCCUCAGCGAGUUUUCUGUAUUUGCGGUGUUGAUCUUGGCCUUCUACAUGGAGCUGGCUGAGGUCAGCUGCAGGCUGAUGCUGGAGUUGGACAAGACGCGGUAUGAGGUGUGGUCCCUACGCUGCUUAUCGCUGGAGCGUCUGUACGUGCUGCAGCACCUGCACGGGCUGCUCUGGAGCACAGUACGCCUCAUUGAGCGCAACUUUGCACUGAGUCUGAUAAUUGUGCUGCUGAAGUAUUUGGUGGACAUCUCCGUCUUGCCCUAUUGGAUGUUUGUCAACAACUAUAACCACGUGGAUAUGGCCACUACAUACUAUUGUGCAACUGAAGAGUUUUGCAAGCUGCUGUUCACCUUCCUUCCCAGCUACAUUUGCACGAGAUGCGAACUGCUGCAGCGCAAGCUUCGCUCUAUUUUGCACGGCCUGGCUACAGAUCGCCAGAAUGCGCAGCUAAAUACAGCUCUAUAUCGCAUCUCGGCCCAACUGGGUCAGGAGAGCUUCGCCUUUAGCGCUGGCGGCUUGCUGGUAAUCAAUAAUGAGAUGCUGGGCAAGUUUGUCUUUGGCAUGAUUGGCUAUAUAAUCAUAUGCAUACAAUUUCGAUUGGCACUAAUAGACAACAGCCCGGAGGAAGCCGUACAGAAUUUUGUUACUGACGCGCAGCGGAGCUAA
Messenger RNA from Drosophila hydei, 1182 nucleotides. RefSeq names its product putative gustatory receptor 98a. Gene Ontology annotation, biological process: sensory perception of taste. Lineage: Eukaryota; Metazoa; Arthropoda; Insecta; Diptera; Drosophilidae. Gene Ontology annotation, cellular component: membrane. The record is from RefSeq and is a predicted model, not a curated record. The transcript is spliced from 3 exons. Bases 1 to 1182 code for a protein of 393 amino acids.